AUGGCCAGGAUUGACUCCCGCCAUGGACGUGCUACACAUCUACGCAAGUCAGCAACCUCAUGGGCACUCCACCGGUAUCACCUACGAGCAAGGCGUUUACGCCGUCUCCGCUCUCUUGGCCUGACUGCUGCUCAAUUGCAGCGUCUCAAUCGACUGUCAUUUGGGCUCCCCACUCAUCCCCGACAGUCUAUUAUGUUCGAUAUGGACAGUGAAUUUGAAGACUUCGAAAACGAUGCAACGAUCUCCAGCGACUCUGAUACAGACUCAAGCCUGAGUGCGGAUUCUUCACAAAGUUCUAGCGGCACAUCAUCAACUGCCAGUGUCGAUUCAUUUGACUUGCGAGAUGAUGACCUACCCAUUCCUCGAGGAUAUCGACGCACACCAAUCUCCUCUUCUCGAGUUCUCAACUGGGUAGAAAGGCAGAUUCAAGAUAUGUAUGCCCAGCGCUACAGUGUGCCACGCAUACCACUUAUUCGGCCAGAAUCACGUCUCAAAACAUGUCUCAAGUCGUGGAAACACAACGAUAAGCUGGCAUUCCGUGGUGAGCUUCGAAUCUGGCCCACAACCUUCGACAAACUCCUUCGGAAAAUCGAGGGCCAUAGUGUCUUUACCAAUAACUCCAAUAAUGGCCAGACUCCUGUCGAAAUCCAGCUCGCCGUGGCACUCUACCAAUUUGGGCAUAAUGGCAAUGGAGUAUCACUUCAGGCUGUCUCAUGGUGGUCGGGACUGGGGAAGGGAACAGUGCCUCGUUGUACGCGGCGCGUUAUAACUGCUAUUUUAGGCAGUGGAAUGUUGGCUGAAUAUGUCCGUAUGCCGACUGCAGUGGAGAAGGAGGAAGCGAAGAUAUGGGUUGAGAAGACAUCAGGCUGCCGAGAGUGGAGAGACGGCUGGUGCAUGGUCGAUGGAACCCUGAUUCCAUUAGCCACACGUCCAAACUGGUAUGGACCAAGCUAUUUUGACCGGAAAAUGAACUACUCCAUGAACCUCCAAGUGGUCAACCUUCCAAACCUUCAAAUAAUUGACAUUGGGUAUGGCUACGUUGGCAGUACCCACGAUGCAACUGCCUGGACAGGAACUCGGGUCUACCAAGAGCUCACCACACUCCUUUUGUCUGGAGAAUUCAUUUGGGGAGAUGCCGCUUAUCCGAUAUCCCGUUGGCUGACUGCCCCAUUCAAGAGCCCCGAACGUGAAGACCCGGACAACACUAUCUUCAACAACCAUGUGUCUUACGUUCGAGUCCGCUCCGAGCAUUGCAUUGGGUUUUUGAAAGGCCGGCUACAGUCACUCAAAGGACUGCGUCUUACUAUCAACAACCGUCACGACCACAAAUAUGCAACCCAAUGGAUCAUGGCCUGUGUCGUGGUUCAUAACUUCGCACUUCUCCACGAGGCAAGGCUUCGAGCAAAACGUCCAUUAAAUCCUGAAUAUACUGCGCCCGAAAACGAUCCCUUCAUUCCAGCUGAUAUACGACACCGGCGAAAUCAGCUGGACGACGGGCACGACUUGCAGCAGGAAAAGCGAAGCGAAAUGAAUUGA
Molecule: messenger RNA, 1536 nt
Organism: Mycena indigotica
Lineage: Eukaryota; Fungi; Basidiomycota; Agaricomycetes; Agaricales; Mycenaceae
Product: DDE Tnp4 domain-containing protein
Exons: 3
Coding region: 1-1536 (511 amino acids)
Source: RefSeq, a predicted model, not a curated record